AAAAUCUUAAAAAUUAAACGCUAACUUCUUUACUACUAGUAGUACUAUUAUUACAAUUGCCAAACUGAUAAGAUUAUAGAAAGCCAAGAAAGUUGGUCAAACAGGAAAUUAGUACGUUAUAUAUAAAAGAUCCUUGUUUGCCAGGUGGUCAUCACAUACUGGAUGAUUACAGGCGCAGUCCUUUUUACCAGGCUGAGAGUCCCAGUAGUUUGAUCUGUGAUAAGUUUCUUGAACAUGGGUGGUACAAGUUUGAAAUAAAUGGAACCAUGGCUCGUAUACCAACAUCUUGUCCAGAGGUGAAUCACUGUGGUACUCAAGCACCAAUAUGGCUGCCUAUGAACAUUUCACUCCAAGCUGGUCAGGUUCAUCAAGUAAAUUAUUGUACCACUUGGGUUAUUCCUGGAUCUCAGUCAUCUGGAUGUUGCACUUUUAGAGACUUUUUGAAAGUUAAAAACUGUGGCAGUUUCCUGGUAUAUCACUUACGGCCAACCCGUGGCUGCCACAUGGCCUACUGUGCAGAGAUAGUAGAGCUUUCUGAAACUGUUAUUGGCUUAUCUAGACCACCUCGUAUUAGACCAAGAGUGAUUCAGCAAGAAAUUGUCCUAAUUUGUGAGUUUGACAUACAUGUCAAUGGUGUCAGUGUUGGAAGGACAUCAGAAUUGGAUAAAUUUGUUUCGAUAAGUUGGUUUAAACUAGAUGAAGAAAACAAGAGAAGAAUUCACCUACAAACAUUUCAAGCUACUUCAAAGCAGGAUGAGUUACUGGUAGUUGGGAAGCAUGCUCAUCUUGGUGAAAUGGUGUUAUGUAUGGUGAAACUUCAACACAAAAAUACUAAAAGUGUAAGGAAUUCAUCACUAAGAAGUGAACCUUUUUACCUUGGUAUCAGAGCAGAACCUCAAAAUCUUGUCAUAUCAGAAAAUGGAAGUUUUCAUCCCAUAACAUUGACUUCCUCACUGCCAUACAGAUGCACAAAACAUGACUACAAAGGCUGUAAGCUUCUGAUUCAGUUAAGAACAAGAGCAAUGUCUAGCUCUAUUCAAUCUUCAGAUGUGGCUCUUUCAUCAUGUAUAGUUCACCUUCCAGUAAGAGAACAAUGCCAGAAAAAUUGUGGUACUGGUAGGUUCUUUGUUACAGCCAUUCAAGACCUGAUUGAGGAAAGUUCAACAAAGAAUAUUAUUGAAGCAAAACUACUUGGUGUAGAAGAUUCCCUUUGGACUGAGUAUAAGAUACCUGAUGUUGAGGUCACCAUUCAAGAUAUUCCCUUUGGCUGGUGCUAUUCAUUCACCGAACCACAUUACAUUACAUUUGACUCUAGGAGGUUUGAUUACUACAAAACUGGAACGUUUGUUUUGUACAGAAAUACUCUUCGUAAUUUUGAGGUUCAUGCACGUACAUGGCUCUGUGAUAGUUCUCAUAAAUCUGUAUCAUGUAACUGUGGUUUCGCUGCUCUGGAAAACAAUGACCUGGUUAGAGUGGAUGUAUGUGGUCCCAAACUUCUCAAUACUACACCCAGUAUUUUUAUGACAUCUUUGGGAAAUACAGAACCUGAAGCAAAGAUUAUCAAGUCAAAACAAGGGAAAAUUUUGACUGUCUUGUUUCAGUCUGGUUCUUUUGUUCGUGCCAUUUUUGAGAAAUGGGGAAUUUCCAUUGUCUUGAGAGUUCCUGGUUUGGACUUUGGUCACACUCGUGGACUAUGUGGAAUAUUUGAUAAAGAUCCAACCAACGAUUUCCAUGACACUGAUGGGAAUAUUCUUGAUUCUGAUGUUAAUAAGUUUUUUAGUAUUUGGAGUUUAGAUUCUGGAGAGAGUCUGUUCGAUGAAAUCCCGUAUGAAACUUUCACUUCAUCCAACCAUCAUAGUUGUAUGUGUAGUUCUCCUGUAUUCAAGCCCACUUCUCAUUCAAAUAGGAAUUUAGGUGUUUCAAAAUACUCUGUUUUCUCACAGAAUGGAUAUGUGUUUCAUAAUCAUCAUGAAUGCAAUUCAUCCAACAAUCUUAACUGUGUGAAAUCCUGUGAAGUUCCAAAAAUACUUGACUUUCACCAUUUGUUAUAUCACAUUGAUAUAACAAAAACUGUGGUAUUAGAAAAAGGGUAUAAAAUUGUGGAAGAAAAUGGUGAAGUGCGAGAUAUAAACAUAAAUAAGCGGUAUUCUGGAAUUAGUAAUGAAUUCUAUUGGUUGAAUAAUAAAUCAUCAGGAUAUAAUGAGACAGAUAUCAAACCAGAUGUGAAGAAAAGUAGCUCAUAUUUUUUAGAGAUUCCUCUUCAGAGAGAUAGGCCUUUUUCUACUGAAAAUUCAAAAUCACAGAUUGUCAAACCUUUUCAGUUUAAAAAUGUAACUAAGAGGAAGUUUCAACAUACCAGAGAGAAGUGGGAUAUUAAAUCACGAAAAGAGAGAGCUCCACGUGGAGACAUACCAGUACACAUGGUUCUGCCCUUCACAUCUAAAAGCGACUUAGCUUUAUUUCCUUCUAGUGAAUCGGUUACACGGUGGCCAACACCAAGUGGUAGGACAAAAGAAAAAAUAGUAAACAUCUGCACUGAUGUAUUGACAAAUUCCACAAUAGCUCAGGCAUGCUCUCAGUAUUUGGAAAAACACAUGUUAGAAGCUAUUGGCAUAUGUGUAUUAGAUGUCACUCUGACCGAUGAACCUGACUGGGCUAAAUACUCUAUCCCACUGCUUGAAUCUCGUUGUGAAGAGGAAGUCCUGAGACAGCAUGUAGACUUGACGAAAGAUGAGAAAGGGUUAUAUCUCCAAGAUAUAAUUCGUGCUCUUAGUUGUCCAGAGGGCUGUAAUGAUCAUGGCCAGUGUGUAGAAGAAAACUGUCUUUGUGAUAAAGAUUAUUAUGGAAUAGAUUGCAGUUUGUACAAAGGUUCAGAAGAAAUAUUUACUUUACAAGAAGCAGGAAUAGAAGGUCUGUGUGAUGAUUUAACCUCAUCCUGUAGUCAAGUGAGAGUCACAGGAAGUAAUUUUAAAGCCUCCUUAACUUUUUCAUGCAAGGUCACAUUAGUCAAGUUUGACAACAAUACUGGUGACUUUCACAUUGCAGGGACUAUUUCCAUCUUGUCAGCCUCUUAUUUGGACAACCAGACAAUACAAUGCCCAUUACCAGAUACUGCUGAGAGAAGAAUUACUGCUGGUUCAGAAACAACAUGGGAAAUCAAGAUUAGCAAUGACCAUGUUGAGUUCAGUACACCAGUUUAUGUGACAGUGUAUAAUUCAUCAUGUCAGUCCUGUGUUCCAGGUCAUCCACCACUGUGUAAAGUACAUGACCUGUUGGGUCAUGACGCAGUUUUGGCAUGGACCCAUCUCCAAGCUCCUUAUCUGAAGGACCUCUGCAUGGCACCGAUUUUGGUCCAUCAGCAUUCUACCCUUACUAACUUGGUAACUCGUUUGUCGCAGUCGGGGCUGAGCAUGAUAGAAGUUUUACCAUGUAAAUGUGAAAAUAAAGGCAAAUGUGUAAAAUCUUCAUACUACAAGGCUGGAAAUGGAAACUACACCUGCAGCUGCAACCCUGGAUUUACAGGUGAAUUUUGUGAGUUUGAAGUUGAUCCAUGUGCACCUAACCCUUGUUCUCAUGGCAUGUGUAUCAUAAGUAGUAAAGGAUUUCAGUGUGUGUGUUAUGUAGGAUUUUCAGGUGAAUUUUGUGAAAUCCAGUCUGACCCAUGUGUUCAUAAUCCUUGUGAUCAUGGUCUGUGCAUUAUUGAUGGGAAAGGAUUUCAGUGUAUCUGUGAUAUAGGGUUUUCAGGUGAAUUUUGUGAAGUGGGUAUUGACCCUUGUCUGUCUAAUCCUUGUUAUCAUGGGGUAUGUGUUGGAAGAGGAAGUGGAUUUCAAUGUAUCUGUGAUGUAGGAUUUUCAGGGUUGUUUUGUGAGGAACAGCAAGAUAAAUGUACAUCAAAACCUUGCUAUCCUGGUGUGACCUGCUCCAGUGUUGAUGGCCAUUUCAUAUGUGGCACAUGUCCAGCAGGAAUGACUGGAAAUGGUGUUUCUUGUUUUGUAGCCCUUUGUCAUCUUACUUGUUUGAAUGGAGGACUGUGCUUUAAUCAAGAUUCUUGCUGGUGUCCUCGUGGUUUCACUGGGAAUCGUUGUGAGACAGCUGUGUGUGACCCACCUUGUAUUAAUGGAGGACGGUGUCUCGGAGGGAAUAAGUGUGCUUGUCAGUAUGGUUAUGUUGGAAGAAUAUGUGAAACAGCUGUUUGCUCUAGAAGUUGUCAAAAUGGAGGACUCUGUAAAACUCCCAAUAAGUGUUCUUGUUUAUCUGGCUGGAGAGGUCCUACUUGUGAAGAACCAGUGUGCGAUCCUGUUUGUCAAAAUGGUGGCACAUGUUCACAACCUAAUCUUUGUACUUGUCCCCCAGGUUUCUUUGGUGUUGAUUGUAGUUCAAGUAUUUGCCAUCCACCCUGCCACAAUGGAGGCCACUGUAUGCGACAUAACAUCUGCAGUUGUCCAAAGGGUUGGAUUGGGGCAAGAUGUUGGAUUCCUGUUUGUGAACCAAGAUGCCUUAAUGGAGGACGAUGUUGGAAACCAAAUAAGUGUUCUUGCCCAUCUGGUUGGAGAGGAAGAAGAUGUCAUAAAGCAACAUGUUUAGUGAGGUGUAGAAAUGGAGGAACAUGUGUGAAACCUAAUAUCUGUGUUUGCCCUCCAGGAUUCAAAGGACUGCAUUGUGAAGAGCCCACCUGCUCUGAGAGUUGUUAUCAUGGAGGAAAAUGUGUAAGUCCUGGAAAUUGCCUCUGUUAUCCAGGUUACAGUGGAAUUAACUGUGAGAUUUCUCAAAAAAAAAACAUUCACAAACGAAGAUAUCAAAUAUAUAGACAUAGACAUGGAUACAGACUGCAGAACCUGUUUACACACGUUCAUGAUGCAUAAAUGCAUAGCUAUAAUGAUACAUGUACUUAUGAGAACUUUGCAACAAGAAAUAGAAAUUCCAUAGUUGUGUUUGAACAGUUUUAUUGUAUUGGAAUAGAAGUUUUCUGCCUUAAAUAAUAGCACUGUAAUUUCUCAGUUAACAGAAAAGGUUUGUGGAUUUUUUUGAUUUUUUUUUAAAGUAAUAUCCUGAACUACUUUGUUUCAAGCCAGUAUGCUAAAGUCACAAGAACUAUCAACCAACCAUAUAACUUACAAAAAAAUGUGCUUGCUGGACUGCUAAAAACGUUUUUAGAAAUGAUUGGUGCAAGUCUGAGAAAAUUUGUUUAAUCUAUUCUUGUUCUUCAUUGGGUAUAAAACCCUAAGUUUUGGAGAAUAAAAAUAAUCUAAGGAUACCAAAUGAAUCGAGCAUAUUUUGUCUACUGGCCUUCAUAAAUUUUUGUAGAAAACUAAAAGGUAUCAUAGAUACAAUCUUGCUCUUGGAAAUCUGUUAAAAAAGCAUUAUACUCUAUCUCAAACCCAAGAAACACCUUGAAUAAAGUCUUAUUUAAACAAACACUUAAAGUAGAUUUUUGGUAAUUAGUAUGGCAGAUGAUUGACCUUAAAUAACUUCAUAAUCAAUACCUGUAAAGAUAAUAAGUCAUCAAAGAUCAGUAUUUUAUAUAGCUCUUACAACAGUUGAAAUGAAAUAAAUCAGAUUAUUUACCUUUUAAAUGUUGUUUUAUUCUUGUAUUGAUUUCUAUAAGAUAUACAGUGACAAGUUAGUGAAGUAUUGAAGGAAAUAUAAGCUUAUUGUUAAAUCAGUUUUCAGCUUUUGAUACUGUUUGAAAUUAUUUUGAUUUAUACCAAGUUUUGCAACUAAAAAGCAUGGUCACAAGUAAAUAGACACAACCUUUUC
This is a messenger RNA of Limulus polyphemus (Atlantic horseshoe crab), 5757 nucleotides long. Its product is annotated as von Willebrand factor D and EGF domain-containing protein-like. The transcript is spliced from 30 exons. The coding region runs from base 267 to 4862 and encodes 1531 amino acids. Lineage: Eukaryota; Metazoa; Arthropoda; Merostomata; Xiphosura; Limulidae. Gene Ontology annotation, biological process: anatomical structure development. The record is from RefSeq and is a predicted model, not a curated record. Gene Ontology annotation, cellular component: cell surface; extracellular region. Gene Ontology annotation, molecular function: calcium ion binding; signaling receptor binding.